AUGGCUAACUGUGAAUCAUCAGUGAGUUCAAGUUCUGGAGAGCAGUUUCGGUUAGUUGAUCUGAAACUUCCUAGAUUGAACGACGAGGAAAUCAAAAUCCAAGUGAAGCAAACCCAUGCAAAACAUUACGCACUGGUGCUACGUCAACCACUUCUCGUCUCCAUUUCCCAUAUCCUGGAGCCUGCCACCAAUUUUGUUGAUUCAAUAUUGCUGGACAACAAAGUAUCCAAAAAUGGGACUGAGUUAGAGACUAAUAAUCUUUUAGAGCUUAACUCAACAUUUUUAAAGCUGGAUGCAUUGGUAGGUGGUCAAUGUUUCAGCACUCGCACUCUUCUGGAUAGGGAAGUAGUCGAUGGAGAUAUUGAGUCAGGAGCCUCUAUUCUGCAAGAGUUUUCAAUCAUAUCUGAGCUCAAAACAUUGGCGGAACAUGAUUAUUUCAUGAUUCCUACUCUCAUGGUCCUUACUAAACCCACUUAACCCUUUUUUAAAUGAUAUAGAUUCUUAACACUUCUUACACCUAGUGUGCAAACCAUCAAUUACUUAUUGUUUUUGCCAACUAUCAGAUGGAAAAAACUGCAAACAAUGCUGUGCAGAUGUCUGAUGAGAUUAAUGUUCAUAUGGCAUCAAUGGAUUUACUUGAAUUCUUAUCGGACUUAUCAUGGGAUGCAAAGGCAGUAAAUACCAUGGGUUGUUUCGUUUUCAAAUUUCUAGAGUUCUUGGGGUUCUUGCUUCAUGGUAGUAACCAACCAAUAAUUAAUUUAACCUCAUCAAUGGCAACCUUAAAGGAAAACCAUAUUUCUCUUGUGGGCUCCUCACUUGAGAAAUUUCAAGUACCGCUUGACCAGCUUAAUAAUCUCAUCAAGCUCGCAUUAGAAGUGAUUGAAUACAUCUCUAAAUUUACGUUGUUGGCCGACACAGAGUACAACAAAGAAAACCUCUUAUCAAUGUGUGCACAUUGGGCAAUUCUAAGUGUGGUAGUUUGCUAUGUUCAAGUCACUUUUCUCAUGCACAAUGGGUAAGUUCUUAUUUCUUUCAGUUCCAACUUUCAAAAGGCCCAUAUUUAAGUAUUUUUAACAUGAAAAAAUGUAGAAAUGUUAUUGAACUGCUUAAUCUAGUAGUUCACUAUGUUUUUCCCUUUGAUAUUUUGAUUUCAGUAUAUUAUUGACUAAUCUAUUUGUCUUCUUUGAUCUCCCAUAGCAAAAUAAUAAAAUAAUUAAAAAUUAGAAACAAUCAUAGAGAAUAUAUAGAUUAGCAAAAACUCACAUAUUAUUAAAAAGAACUACACCAUUACAUCACGGUGAUAUUGU
Diospyros lotus (date-plum) is the source of this 1307-nucleotide messenger RNA. RefSeq lists its product as uncharacterized. The record is from RefSeq and is a predicted model, not a curated record. The transcript has 3 exons. NCBI's taxonomy places the organism in Eukaryota, Viridiplantae, Streptophyta, Magnoliopsida, Ericales, Ebenaceae. Bases 1 to 477 code for a protein of 158 amino acids.